Messenger RNA from Prorocentrum cordatum, 366 nucleotides. NCBI's taxonomy places the organism in Eukaryota, Dinophyceae, Prorocentrales, Prorocentraceae. The record is from the annotation of a GenBank genome assembly.
AUGGCUUCUCGCCCGCAUUGCGGGAUGCUGGCCAAGUUCUGGUGGUGGGUGGAGGAGCGGUGGCACGUCCUCCAGCGCCGCAAAGCGGGCAACCCGGCACCGUGGUCCGAAGACCGCAUCAUGCAGACAUCCCAUCUAUGUAACGUGUUCAAGGAGGACGACGCCACGACGAAGGUAAGCCAGGACGUGUUGGCGAAUUGCGAUUCGUUGGCAGAUGCGAUCGUGACUGCAAUCAGCCAGAGGUUGACUAACAAGUCGGAGACGAUAGCAGCCGUCGGCCCCCUGAGCUGCCAGUUUCCUGAUGACCUCGGUCAACGCGCCCGGCUCCUGAACGCGAUCAAGGAGCACGGUUUCGGUGGCGCCUAA